Molecule: messenger RNA, 2178 nt
Organism: Gopherus flavomarginatus (Mexican gopher tortoise)
Lineage: Eukaryota; Metazoa; Chordata; Testudines; Testudinidae
Gene: MPPED1
Product: metallophosphoesterase domain containing 1
Exons: 8
Coding region: 524-1432 (302 amino acids)
Molecular function (GO): hydrolase activity
Source: RefSeq, a predicted model, not a curated record
CCUCCUUCCCCCCCAAGCGCGUCAGGGGCUGGCUUCUCCCAACCAGGCUGCCCGGUGGGCUGCUCCGGGCUCCCUUCAAACAAACAAACAAACAAUUGCCCCAGAGCUAGGGCGGGAGGAGGCAGCCGGCCAGGGGGGAAAGGCUGCUCGGCGCUUCCCGGCCCGGGAGAGGCGGCUGAGGAAGAAGAGGAGGGAAAGCAGCUGCAAUCCUCUCGGCUCCCCUUCCCCUGCCUCAGCGCGGCUCUGCUGCUGCUUGGCUUCUGCCGGGCUGAUGGAAGGGGCUGGCUGAAGGGUGACCAUCAUGCUGAGUGUCUCUGGCUAGCAUCCAUGCUGGCUGGCUUAGUGCUGUGAGUCAUAGGCUCUCCCAUGUGUGAGGACAGUGGAUCCUCACUUACGAAAACCCUUCUACAGUUUCAGAAGGGGAGCACGUUGAUGAGGUAAGGAGACGACAUGGUCUUCUUCUGUCGAUGUAGAAAGAUAGCACAGAUGAUUGUCUGAAAAAGCUGUACUACACAGCGCAAGCAUGGCUUUCGCCCAGUCGCAUAUUAUGGCUGCUAGAAGGCAUCAACACAGUAGACUCAUAAUUGAAGUGGAUGAGUACAGCUCAAACCCCACACAGGCGUUCACGUUCUACAACAUUAACCAGGGACGCUUUCAGCCCCCACAUGUGCAAAUGGUGGAUCCUGUGCCCCACGAUGCCCCCAAACCUCCAGGAUAUACCCGAUUUGUCUGUAUUUCUGACACUCACUCAAGAACUGAUCCAAUCCAAAUGCCCUAUGGAGAUGUUUUAAUACAUGCUGGUGACUUCACUGAACUAGGACUUCCUAGUGAAGUUAAAAAAUUCAAUGAAUGGUUAGGCAGCCUACCAUAUGAAUACAAGAUUGUGAUAGCAGGAAAUCAUGAAUUGACCUUUGACCAAGAGUUCAUGGCAGACUUAAUCAAGCAGGACUUUUACUAUUUUCCUUCUGUGUCUAAGCUGAAACCAGAGAGCUAUGAAAAUGUGCAGUCUCUUCUAACAAAUUGCAUCUAUCUUCAAGACUCUGAAGUGACGGUGAGGGGGUUCAGAAUAUAUGGCUCUCCUUGGCAACCUUGGUUUUAUGGCUGGGGCUUUAAUCUUCCACGAGGCCAAGCACUAUUAGAGAAAUGGAACCUUAUUCCAGAUGGAAUAGAUAUUCUUAUAACACAUGGACCACCUCUUGGUUUUCUAGACUGGGUUCCUAAGAAAAUGCAGAGAGUAGGAUGUGUUGAGCUGCUGAACACAGUCCAGAGACGAAUACAGCCACGACUUCAUGUUUUCGGACAUAUCCAUGAAGGCUAUGGGGUAAUGGCUGAUGGAACUACUACCUAUGUGAAUGCAUCAGUGUGCACUGUGAAUUACCAGCCUCUCAAUCCACCUAUAGUUAUUGACUUACCUACUCCAAGGAACACAUGAUUGUUAUAGGAAUUUAAUGAUGUACCCAUCACACAAGCAAGUUUCUAUUGCUGGCUAAGAAACAUGAUAAAGAACUGUUCAAUGAAGAAGCGAAGACCCUUUAUUUUUUUUCUUUUAAUUCUUCACAACCAAAUUUGAGUGAUGAAAAUAAAUGGGAAGCAAAGACAUUUUAGUGCCAGUAUCUGCCAGAAGCCGAUUAAAGACUUUAAAAUUUCAGCAUUAAAAUACUUGUGAAUACACAAAAGUGAAUGCAUUCCACGUAUAUCUCGAGUAGGGAAUUGGUUGGGUUUUUUUUAUAUCUACCAUAUAUUGAACUUAUUAAAAGUCUUUUCAAAGGCUUGUGUCUUAAAGAAUGUGUGAAUGUUUAGACUAGGAUGUGACCAUUUAAAACAUUUUCCAAUGAGUAUUUGGUAAAAUCAAAUCAUGUUGAUAUUUUUGCUGAAUAAUAUGGCAAAUAUGAAAAUAGUAUACACAAGUACUGUAUUGAACUAGUUUAAAAGAAGCCAGUUAUUAUUGCAAAUCCUUCUGAAGUCUGUGCCCUUGCAUGCUUUCAAAGCCAGUGCAGGAGAAGGUCCUAAUUGCUGUUCUGUAAUGCAGUUGCAACACAUCUGGCAUUACAGAUGGAAGGGGAAAUGGUGCAUACUGCCAGUGGGUGCUGAACAGCUGAAUGUUCUAGAAGGGAGAUGGUAUUAAAUGAGUACAAACUCAGGCAUUUGUAAGCUGUGAAAAAUGUCAUAUCCCUUUUU